ACGAAGCAAUAAAACCCUCAAAUACUGUAUCAAAGCAUAUAGAUUUUUAUAAAUAUAUAUACAUAUUUACAAUGGAACCUAUCGUCUUCUUCCAACGCCUUGUUUGUACCGUUUUGUUGGUUACCGCACCAAUGGUGAUGGUGACGUGUCAACUGGAUUACAUGUAUUACGUCAGAAGCUGUCCAAACCUAGCCAGAAUCGUCCGAUACGGUGUCGCUUCGGCUCUUAGCAACGACACCCGCAUGGCUGCUUCUCUCCUUCGUCUUCACUUCCAUGAUUGCAUCGUCAACGGCUGCGAUGGAUCUCUGUUGCUAGACGACAACGAUGGCAUCAAGAGCGAGAAAAAUGCACUUCCGAACCAAAACUCGGCAAGAGGUUUCGAAGUGAUAGACUCCAUUAAAGCAAACUUGGAGAAAGCUUGUCCUUCCACUGUUUCUUGCUCCGACAUUCUCGCCUUGGCCUCUAGAGACGCUGUCUAUCUCGCGGGUGGUCCAUUUGUUCCGAUGCCAUUGGGAAGAAGAGAUGGAAGAAGUGCGAGUAUAGAUGGAGCCAAUCGGCAAAUCCCUUCACCCUUCGAGCCUCUUGACAAUCUCACCGCUAAAUUCACUUCUAAAGGCCUCUCCCUCAAAGACGUCGUCGUUCUCUCUGGGGCCCACACAAUCGGGUUCGCCCAAUGCUUCCUGUUCAAGUCGAGGCUCUUCAACUUCGGAGGAUCGGGUAAACCCGACCCGACGCUAUCCGAGUCGUUCCUACAGAGCCUGCAGACGCAGUGCCCAAACCAGGACUCGUCCGACACGAACCUCGCGCCUCUCGACGGCGUGACCACGACCAGGUUCGACAACGUGUAUUAUCGGAACCUGCUCAACGGCUCCGGCUUGCUCGGCUCCGACCAAGCCCUCAUGACCGACAACACGACGUCGUCUUUGGUCCUUUAUUACAGCCAGUACCCUUACGCGUUUUACCGAGAUUUCGGCGUCUCUCUCGUGAAAAUGGCGAAUAUCGGUGUCUUGACCGGAAGCGAUGGAGAGAUUAGGAAGAGCUGUAGGCUGUUGAAUUAGCCUUUUGUCGCAUUAUGAGAAGAUUCUCAAUGCUAGCUUCGCUCAAUAAUAAAUAUCAUCAUAUCUAUGAUCUAUGUAUUAUAAUUAGUAAAAUUCCAAGACGAACCAAUUAUCCCA
Molecule: messenger RNA, 1175 nt
Organism: Tarenaya hassleriana
Lineage: Eukaryota; Viridiplantae; Streptophyta; Magnoliopsida; Brassicales; Cleomaceae
Product: peroxidase 10-like
Exons: 4
Coding region: 72-1058 (328 amino acids)
Biological process (GO): hydrogen peroxide catabolic process; response to oxidative stress
Molecular function (GO): peroxidase activity; heme binding
Source: RefSeq, a predicted model, not a curated record